AUGAAAUUCACCACUACCUUUUCCUUAGCCGCUUUGUUUGCUUCCUUGGUUGCUUCAGCCGAUGUUCCUCAAUCAGAAAUUGAUUUCUUCACUGCUUUGGUCGGUGAUUAUCAAGACCACAAAACUGACUACAUUAAAUACUUUGCUACUGCCAAGGAUAUCCCAGCUGAAUUGCUGACUAUCGCCACCAAAGUUUUGACUUACCAAGAUGAUUCAUACACCACCUUAUUGGAAAACGACUCCCUUGAUGUCAAAGCCAUUGAAAGUUAUGUUACCGAAUUGCCAUGGUACACCAGACUUCAAGAAGCCGUCGCUGGUGCUGCCUCAGGUUCUGCUUCUGCCGAAGCCUCCGAAUCUGCUGAAGCUUCUGAAACCGCUUCUGCUUCUGAAUCUGCUUCCGAAUCUGCUUCUGGUUCUUCUUCAGCUUCUAAAUCUUCUUCUGCUUCUAAAUCUGCUUCUGCUUCCAGUUCAGCUUCUAAAUCUGCUUCUGCCUCCAGUUCAGCUUCUAAAUCUGCAUCUUCUUCCGCUUCUGCUUCUGCUUCUGAAAGUGCCACCUCCAGUGAAACUUCUGCUGCUCAAGCUAACGGUGUUCUUGCUCCAGUUGGUGCUGCUUUGGGUGCUUUGGCUCUUGCCUUGUUCUAA
This is a messenger RNA of Candida tropicalis MYA-3404, 642 nucleotides long. It is a transcript of the gene RBR2, whose product is annotated as putative lipase. The coding region runs from base 1 to 642 and encodes 213 amino acids. The record is from RefSeq and is a predicted model, not a curated record. The transcript has a single exon. NCBI's taxonomy places the organism in Eukaryota, Fungi, Ascomycota, Pichiomycetes, Serinales, Debaryomycetaceae.